Molecule: messenger RNA, 3273 nt
Organism: Effrenium voratum
Lineage: Eukaryota; Dinophyceae; Suessiales; Symbiodiniaceae
Source: the annotation of a GenBank genome assembly
AUGACCAUGGAUGCCGCGCGGUCCCUGGCGGUGCAGCUCGUGCUGAGCCCAACGCAUCGAGUUGGCGAGAAGUGCGGCUUCAGGAUCUUCCCCGGCUCUGCGUCGUCCAGCUUCAAGAUGAUGAUGCACUUGGUGCACCCGGACAAGUGCACGGACCCCCGCGCUGGAGAGGCCUUCGGUGAGAUGCAGAGCAUGAAGAGCUUGGCGGUCGUCGGUGAUCCAGACGCUACUCGCCAGCGGCCCAUGACUGAGCUGGAGGGGCUUCUGCACCGCGCGCUGUGCAAGAUCCGAGAUCCGGUGGAGACCGCCGCAGAGGUCAUCAAUUUCUGUGACGGCCUUCUCCGUCGGCGCAAGCGCCUUGAGAGAUCUGUGUGCCAGGAAGCCUUGGCGAGGCUCCAGUGGCUCAACCUCAAUGAUGCCAACCUCGAGGAAGCUGAGUCGGUGCGGGAGCUCCAACGCAACUUUGAAAGGAGGCUCUCAAAGGCUCUUGCGGAGGUUCAGGAGCAGACGGAGGAGCCGGCCGAAAAGCCGGCUGAGGCCCAGGAGGAGACGGAGGCCCAGGAGCAGACGGAGGCCCAUGAGCCGGCGAGGCCCAGGGAGCAGACGGAGACGGAGGCCCAGGAGCCGGCUGAGGGCCAGGAGGAGACGGAGGCCCAUGGCCCGGUCAAGGAGCCGGUUGAGGAGCCGGCGGAGCAGAUGGAGACGGAGGCGGAGCAGAUGGAGACGGAGGUCAAGGAGGAGGAGGUGGAGGAGGUAGAGGAGGAGGUAGAGCUUCCGACACCCGCCCAACUGGGGCACUACACGCAGUUCAAGGAGCAGUUUACCGAGCCUCCCGAGGAUAACCUAAAACACCAUCGCCUUGUUUGGGAGCGGUCGGACGUGUUCACCAUCAGCAACGCUCUGCAGCUCGACGCCGUGCGGCGAUGCCCCGACCACAGUCUCUUUGAUGUGCUGAUGAGCCGCACCGCGCCUGGGCUGAAGGGGCGGAUCUUCUCCGGCAUCGGUCGGGUGCCCGCACAGGAGGCGCCUGCCAAAAAGCGCAAAGGCAGUGAGGGCGCCGUGGAUUCCGCUCGGGCAGAGUUCAUGAAGCAGCUGCCGCCGGAGAUUCGCCAGGAGAUCGAGAUGGGGGUCCCAGACACGCUUGUGGGGCGCUCUGCAUUUGCCUUCAAGAAGUUGGUCCGCUACAUCGCGCGGCAUCGCCUUGGAUCCGUCGAGCUGGACAUCAAGAACUCGUUCUUCCAGCUCUUGAACCGACAGAAGCCGCUGCCGCCCAUCAUGGCGGAGUACCUGGACCACCGUGAGGAGAAGCUCGCGCAGAUCGCCCGCGUGCUCUUCCACACGCUGCCCGAGGCCCGCCGGCGCAGCGUGGCGAAGGAGCUGAUGAUUGCCCUGGGCUUUGGGGGUGGUUUCGCAAACUGGUGGCUGCUUGGCUCUACGGCUUCGAGACGGCGGCCGCGCCUCUACCACGUGGCCGUUUUUGAGCUGCUGCCACAGAAGGCCAAGGACUGGCACAUGGAGCAGGGCCGCUCCACUGCCUCGGGGGCCUUUGCCCUGUACGCCCACCACGAGAGGUUGCAGAUGGAGAAGAUGGCGGCGGCAGCGGGCAGGGCCUUCAACGACCACCAGCACGACGGCAUCGGGGCCCUCCACUCCGCGAGCGAGGCCGUGAAGCGAGCCGUGGAUGUCGAGGUGGUCGUGCGCGAGCUGGAGGACCCGUGGGCAUACGCGGCGGCGAAGUACCCCAACUUGGAUUGGAGACUCAAGUCGAAGAUGGAGUUCUCCGGGUACCACCAACUGCUCCAGCGCUGCAGGCAGCACGUCAUACUUGGACGGGCGAGGGCAAACACCGUGGACUUUGCAAAGCUGGCGGCGGCGAAGCUGGUCCCGGUCGUACACGUUCCGGUGGAGGGGGGUGAGAAGAGGACCACCUACGAAAGCUUCGAGAAGGGAGGCUUCUGGCUGGUGCGAAACCGGGACGACUUGGGCCAGACCGUGGAAGACCUGAUGUGCAAGAUGUGGUGCCCGGUCUUCGAGACAGUCGAUGAGAACUACGUGCCGCCGCCGCCCCUCAACGAUAAUGCCUUCUUCACCGGUCUGUCCUCGUCCGUUCUGGGGCGUCUGGCAGGCCCGCAGAUGGCGGACCUCGACGGCGACGAGACUCGGCACAAAAUCCUCUUUUGCGACGGCAUGCUCUACGAUUUCAAGGAGCGUGUCCUCCGAUCACCGAUCCCCGCCAACCGCAUGGGCUUCCACGCAAAGGCGACCUCAGAGAUGUGGCAGCCGAGCAAGGCGACCAAGCUCUUCGAGCACAUCCUGGCUUUCUUGAAGGAGCAUGUGGAGACGGGGGUGUGUCUGCUCGAGGCCAGCGAGAAUGGCAAACAGGUCAUCGAGUGCUUCGAGGAGUUGGAGCAGGACGGGUGCGAGAUCCUCCGCCACAUGAAGGUGUACGGGGACUGGGACUCCGUCCUUUACGAGCUGCGUCUCAUGACCAGGGCCAUCUCCGCGACGCCGCGGUUCUGCGAGAUGUACUACAUCUGGGGAAGCCAGGAUUCCGGGAAGGACACCAAGUUGAAGAUGUUGCACGCCUUCUUCGGUCACAAAGAGAACAACUACGGGGUGCAGCUUCCGGGAAACUAUGUGGUGCAGCAGACUCGCUACCUGACCGCGAAGGACGGACCCGCGCCUUACCAUGCAAGGACUCUAGGCAAGCGGCUGGCCUGGGCCAGUGAAGUCCCCGAGCACUACUUGUUGGCGGAUGACUUCAUCAAGCCCUUUUGUGACAUGGAAGUCUGCCAGACAACGGUCAAGUUCACCUUGAAGCCGUCCAUGGCCACCGAGGAGCGAGCCGUGGAUGGCCUCAAGACCCGGAUAAACCGAGGAGAGUUCAACAAGUACAUGUUCUUCCUUGCGGCAAAUCUCGUGGACUCGUUGGAGAUGGAGUACAACCCAGGCACCGAGAUCAAGCCGCAGCCACCGGAGAUGAAGAUGAGCGCCAUGGACCUGGUCCCAUGCGCAGACAAGGACGAGGAGGCCAAACCCGAGGCCUUCAUGACAGGGCUGUGUGAGCUGGUGCCCUUGAAGGAAGCAAGCCUCCACACGGAGCUGACGAUGGCGCUGAAGACCUACCUCAGCCUGGACACCUUGGGCGCGGCAAAGAGCGUGAUCUCGAAGUUGGGGAUCAAAGGACAAUCCUAUGGCCCGCGGUACAUCUCCACCCUCAAGCAAAAUGAGCGCAUGGUGGGUGUGAAGCUCCGAUCGGCAAGUAGCUCUUAG